Molecule: messenger RNA, 309 nt
Organism: Macrosiphum euphorbiae (potato aphid)
Lineage: Eukaryota; Metazoa; Arthropoda; Insecta; Hemiptera; Aphididae
Source: the annotation of a GenBank genome assembly
AUGUACGGCGUGGAUCGUAACACACCGGCAUGCUCUAUGGGUGGUGUAGCAAUACUGAUUCUCAACAAAAUUAAACACCAACACAUUCCUAUACCUGUUCUUCAGAGCUUAGAAGCCACAACAGUGCUAAUUAAUUUUAAUAAUCGUUCUAUCCUAAUCGUCAGCUCUUAUCAACCACCAAGCCGCACAAUGCACAUCUCCGAUUAUGUCAAAGUAAUGAACCUAUACAAUAACCCUAUAAUGGCCGGUGAUUUAAAUUCAAAACAUAUUAAUUGGAGAUGCCGUGUCUCGAAUCCAAACGGUUUAUAA